UCAGGACUUGGGAUUUCCUUUUCGUGGACACCAGCCAUUAGCAUUGUUAGCCAUUAUUUCUCCAAGAAAAGAGCUUUGGCCAAUGCUAUUGCCAGUGCUGGAGAAUGUGCCUUUGCAUUCACGUUUGGGCCAUUUUUCCAGUGGUUAAUUAGUCAAUAUGGAUGGAAAGGUGCCCUCUUGAUCAUAGGUGGCAUCCAGCUCAAUAUUUGUGUCUGUGGAGCACUGAUGCGACCCCCGACAAGUGGUUGCCUCCUUGAGGCCAGUCCUGAGACACCGCCAGGCAACACUGCAUCUAGGAUAGACAAGGAAGUUAAGUCUCCCAUCACACACAAAACCUUCAACUGGAUGCUUGUGAGGCGACCAGAGUUUGUGUUUUAUGCCAUUUUUGGCAUAUUAGCUGCUAUGAGCUUUUUUGUUCCUCCGUUAUUUUUAGUUCCACUUAGCUACAGCCUCGGAAUAGAUGAAUCGUGGACUGCAUCCCUCUUAUCCACUUUGGCUGUGGUGGACUUUGCAGGCAGACUACUCUGUGGCUGGUAUGCCAACUUCCAUGUUACCAAAACUGUUCAUUUGCUGACAAUGACCAUUACACUCAUCAGUACUUCCCUGAUGCUGUUGCCACUGGCUAACAAUUACUUGUCCUUGGCAAUAUUCACUGGCUUCUAUGGAUUCUUCUUUGGUACUACCGUUGCCAUUCACAUUACAGUGCUAGCAGAUGUUGUAGGCAUGCCAGAUUUUGACAGUGCUCUAGGGCUUUUCAUGCUCAUUCGAAGCACUGGAGGUUUUGUAGGGCUUCCUCUUGCUG
Messenger RNA from Apaloderma vittatum (bar-tailed trogon), 802 nucleotides. RefSeq names its product monocarboxylate transporter 7-like. NCBI's taxonomy places the organism in Eukaryota, Metazoa, Chordata, Aves, Trogoniformes, Trogonidae. The transcript has a single exon. Gene Ontology annotation, molecular function: monocarboxylic acid transmembrane transporter activity. Gene Ontology annotation, biological process: monocarboxylic acid transport; transmembrane transport. The record is from RefSeq and is a predicted model, not a curated record. The annotation marks the transcript as partial.